AUGGGAAAAUGUAAAUUUAGCGACACAAUUUACGACACAGUGUCUGUGGAAGAAGGUCACAAUGCACCUACCCAGUCUAAAGUCUAUGGAUUAAGCAGAACGCUGUUCUUUCUUGUGGCAAUAUACACAAUGUUGACAAUAUCGCGUUUCAUGUGGGCAUUUCCACCGUUUUAUGAUAUGCUAUUAAGCUCAGGUGCUUUUGCAUGGCUGUGUGAAGGGACAACUGCUCCCGUAAUAAUUGAAGGAGUGAAACAACCAUUCUUAUGUUUGGCUCAAGACGAAGCUAUAAGCAGGAUAUAUAGUCUAAUUACUGGUUCUGUGCUUAUAUCGUCGAUUUUUGCUGGAGCGUUCAAUCUAAUACUGGGUGCUAAAAAGUGUGGGAUGAUUGGUUCCGCGUUAAUAUUUUGUGGCACAAUACUGAUGGGAGUUUCUAAUGAAAAUUUUAGAGCACAUCACGCUGCUGCCGUAUUAUUGGGUUUAGGAAUGGAUGCAGUCUCAUUCCCAUGCUUUAAUUCGACAUUGUUAUUUCCAGGUCAUGAAUUAUUUGUAACAUCUAUUUUGGCUUCGGGUAUUUCGGUAGGUAUGGCCUUACCUUUGCUCAUGAAAUUGUUAUUUGAAAAAUUUACAUUAAGUUUUGCUACACUCAUGAUUUGGUAUGCCUUUUUGGCUCCUGGACUUUGUUUUAUCCUUUACACCCUUUUUUAUCCCCCAAAUAGAUUUUAUAAGCAGCAUGAAUUGGAUACUGCUCUCCAAUAUAUUUUAUCAAACGCAGAGGACAGUCCUAAGGUAGGCGUGGAAGAUGACGUAGCACAUUCUCCCCUUGAAAAUGAAUCAAAAGAUUCAGAUGACCACUCCAUUAAAAUGCGAAUCUUAUCUGCAUUUGGAAUUUCCAACCAAAAUUAUGAUCUACUCUGUAAAUCACUUCUGUCAAUGCACUUUUUGUUGAUUACUGUGGUGUUUAUUUGUGUCAUGCUUACAUCGGUGUUUUAUAUGAGCGCCAGCAGCCAACUUCUUAGUAACCAUCACAGGAAUGUCUUGGCAAUUGGAAUGCCACUGGCAUUUAUACCAUGUGUAGUACUUUCACCGUUGUUGGAUAGACUUGGUUCAAUGUUUGUGCUCUGGUUUGAGGUCAUUUUCGAAUUUUUUAUGAUCCUAUUCCUGUGGGUGAAUAGCAAUGUUGCGAGAUUUAUUUCAAUCGCUUGUUACUCAUUCUACGCUUCUUAUCUAAAUGGCCAACUUUGGGUAUUUUCGGUCGAAACAUUCGAUCCAUCAAUACACACGUUCAUGCUAGGUCUUCUGAGCUUUGUGGGUGGUAUUUCAGCAUUAAUUGCGCCUUACGCAUAUGGGUUAUUUAUAGAAGGAUCAGAUUCUGGGAUUGCAAAUGGUAUACCGUUAUUCCUUGGCAUUGUUGUUAUUCAAAUUAUAGUUUUGGGAUUUUUACAUGUUGUAAAGCACAAGAAAAAUAAGAUAUUUUAA
Theileria equi strain WA is the source of this 1476-nucleotide messenger RNA. RefSeq lists its product as hypothetical. The record is from RefSeq and is a predicted model, not a curated record. The coding region runs from base 1 to 1476 and encodes 491 amino acids. Gene Ontology annotation, biological process: transmembrane transport. NCBI's taxonomy places the organism in Eukaryota, Apicomplexa, Aconoidasida, Piroplasmida, Theileriidae. The transcript has a single exon. Gene Ontology annotation, molecular function: transmembrane transporter activity.